AUGGACAACCAUGGUGAUAUGUGCUACUACAGCGGCGUCGGCAUGGGCGCCGCGGCCGACCCCUCCUGCUCCUCCACCUCCUACUCGUCCUUGGACUCAUUUCCAUCCGACUUGAGCAGCGGCGAGACGAUUGAGGAGGAAAGGAGGCGGCCCAAGAAGCCAGCAGCCUACAUCGGCGUGCGCGCGCGGCCGUGGGGACGGUUUGCGGCAGAGAUCCGGGACUCCACGCGGGGCGGCGCGCGGGUGUGGUUAGGCACGUUCGCCACGGCCGAGGCCGCCGCCAUGGCCUACGACCAGGCGGCGCUCUCCUCGCGGGGCGCGGCCACGGCGCUCAACUUCCCCGUGGAGCGCGUCAAGGAGUCACUCUACGCCCUCGGCGCCACGGCCACAGGCAUGGGUGGAUCACCCGUUUUGGCGCUCAAACGCCGCCACUCCAAGAGAAAGAGGCGCAGCAAGGCCGAGAUAGCCAACGACGCGGCGACAUGCACGAGGAGGAGGAGCAAAACGAUGGCCACGCAGGAGCGGUUCAUCGUGGAGCUGGAGGACCUCGGCGUCGACUACCUGGAUGAGCUUCUGAGGAUCACGUGUAACACUACUUAGUUACUAGUCCCUCCGUCCCGAGGUAGCAGUACGUACUGAGUACGUCGGUUGUAGGUUUGCAGCUAGCUUU
Messenger RNA from Triticum dicoccoides, 670 nucleotides. RefSeq names its product ethylene-responsive transcription factor 15-like. The record is from RefSeq and is a predicted model, not a curated record. The coding region runs from base 1 to 600 and encodes 199 amino acids. The transcript has a single exon. Gene Ontology annotation, biological process: ethylene-activated signaling pathway; regulation of DNA-templated transcription. Gene Ontology annotation, molecular function: DNA binding; DNA-binding transcription factor activity. Lineage: Eukaryota; Viridiplantae; Streptophyta; Magnoliopsida; Poales; Poaceae.